AUGCCCUCUAUUUCAUAUAUCCUUAUUCCCUUUCUCCUGGCCUUUCUCCUGGCCGUUAUCCGAACGCGGUCCAAGUGCAAGGCUGUCCGAAACGUCCGGGGUCCCCUACGCCCAUCCUUUCUGCUAGGACACGAAUGGAUGAUGCGCCAUCGGGACCAUGUUGGCGACCUGGAAACGCAGUGGCUUAGGGAAUACGGACCAGUAUACCGGAUCGGGGGAUGCUUUGGGCAAGAUGUAUUGGUAUUAUCCGAUCCAAGGGCCCUGCAAUACGUUUUUCAUACAUCUGGAUACCGGUUUCCAAAGACAUCAGAUGCUCUACGGCAAUCGGAUGCAUUUUUUGGUCCUGGGUUAGUGACAGUCCAUGGGAUCACACACCAACGGCAGCGUAAAAUCAUGAAUCCUGCAUUUUCUGCUUCUCAGCUUCGUCAAUUUCUUCCUCUGUUCCAGACGUUUGCAUCGAGACUAACGGAUAAAAUCAAAACCGAAAUCCAGGACAAUGCUGCAGGUAGUGUUGUUGACGUUCUGCAGUGGACAAGCAAACUGCUUUCCGAUAUCAGCUUCCAUGCUCUCGAGGGGGAAGGGGGUGCAUCAGAACUGCGAGAUGCGCUCCGGAAUAUAUUCAGCGAGGGUAGCUCAUCUCUGUCCCGCCUAGAUAUUCUAUAUGGGUCUCUUUGGCGCAUGCUCCCCGACUUCGUCUUGAGGAUACUUGAGCUGUUACCAGCGAGAGAUGUACUUCGACCCCUACGUUUUAGAGACACUUCGCAAAGAAUCGCCAGAGAGAUUUUCCGGAAGCAAGUUGACGUGGUUGCAAACGACAUGAACACAGCCGAGAGGGAUAUUGUGAACGUUCUUGCGUUGUCUUACCUUACGGAAGAGCCUAGUAAACGAAUGAGCGACGAAGAAAUAUAUUCUCAAUUAUCCACUUUCACUCUUGCCGGUCAUGACACUACCGCGACAACUACAGCCUGGAUCCUAUACGAGCUCAGUCGUCACCCACACAUCCAGUCACAAAUCCGCGAAGAAAUCUUACAGACACGGGAACGCUGCCAAGGCGAUCUUACUUCUAACGAUUACGACUCCAUGCCUCUGCUUAAUGCUGUAAUCAAAGAGACCCUUCGCAUUCACCCUUUCGUUACUACCUUGAUACGACUUGCUGCUCAAGAUGACGUUAUACCCCUUUCAGAACCCAUUAUCGCAUUGGAUGGGAGUGUCAUGUCCGACAUUCCUAUUCCGAAGGGACAGACCAUAGUAGCAUCGCUUAUACACUUACAACCGGUGCUACCGAGCGUAUGGGGACAUGAUGCGGAUGUAUGGAACCCUGAUAGGUUUCUGAAUCUUCCACGGAGCAAACAAACGUCCUUGGGAGUGUAUGCAAAUUUGAUGUCAUUCAGUGCAGGAAUUCGUGCAUGUAUCGGGUGGAGGUUUGCGAUCAUGGAAGUGCAGAACGUCAUUACAGAACUUCUGAGUAGCUUUGAGUUUAGCCCCUCGGAAGAAGGGUUAGAACUGCAGCAUGCUCCCGGAGCGCAGACUCUUACACCGGUCGUAAAGGGAAGGGCUCAAGAAGGGGAACAGGUUCCUUUGCGCGUCACUCUGCUUAGCAAGGAGUGA
This is a messenger RNA of Desarmillaria tabescens, 1608 nucleotides long. RefSeq names its product cytochrome P450. The transcript has 15 exons. The record is from RefSeq and is a predicted model, not a curated record. Gene Ontology annotation, molecular function: monooxygenase activity; oxidoreductase activity, acting on paired donors, with incorporation or reduction of molecular oxygen; heme binding. NCBI's taxonomy places the organism in Eukaryota, Fungi, Basidiomycota, Agaricomycetes, Agaricales, Physalacriaceae. Bases 1 to 1608 code for a protein of 535 amino acids.